AGAUGGCGCCCUGCCCUAAGAUAAACAAGCAAGAUGGCCGCCGCCUGAACCUGCCUAGCCUGCACACCCACAACACAGGCACUGAUGGGCGUCUGGGGCCACGCGAGACCAUGGUGACGACUCUGGCGCGUGACUAUGAGAGAAAUAAGCCCCGAGAGUACGAUGAUCACGGCCAAGAUCAUGAGGUUCCUGCGUAACAAAGUGUUCCUGAGUGUGGUGCUGCUGGUGGGCGUGGCCUACUGCGGCCUGUCGCUCUGGACCGAGAAGUCGAGUGGGCCGGGCGAGGACGAGGGGGAGGUGGGCGGCCGGGUGGAGUUCCACUGGGGCCCAGACGUGGUGAAUGGCUCGCUGGGCACCAAGGUCACCACCUGUCGCAACUCAGUGCAGGGAAAGGUGCUGCUGGCGGAUGACCAAGGAUACGUGUGUCACCGGGUGGACCGCCUCAGUACAGGUUGCUGCAAUGUGGCGGUGGAGUCAACACGGCGUUAUGCCUGUGACACCUGCAACACACACGGCUGCUGUGCCAUCUACGAGUACUGUGUCUCCUGCUGCCUACACCCUGACAAGAAGUCGCUGCUGAAGAAGGUGCUGGGGCAGAUCAGUGAGAACAGCCCCCUGUAUGCCUCAGUGUCGGACCACUUUGAGCUGUGCCUGGUGAAGUGUCGCACGUCCAGCCAGUCAGUGCAGCACGAGACGCUGUACAUUGACCCUCGGGCCAAGCACUGCUACAGCCAGGGCCCCCUCACCGCCAACAGUGAAACUUGAAUUCUCACACACGCACGCACUCACACAGAUACACAUAGAUAGGUAGGUAGAUGUAUAGAUGCUUUUUGAGUGCUGUACAUACACUCAAACACACACACACACACACACACACACACACACACACACACACACACACACACACACACACACACACAUACAGAUAGAUACAUAGGUGUUUUAUUGACCAUAAUUAGAUUGGUUGAUAAAAUAAAUAGGAUAGUUAGAUAGGAUAGGUAUUGUAUGACACACGCACACACACACACACACACACACACACACACACACACACACACACACACACACACACACACACACACACACACACACACACACACACACACAAAAUGAACUUGACUCAAUCUUGUAAAUAUAUAAAUAAUUAUAUAUGAAUAGGUGAAUAAACACACACACACACACACACACACACACACACACACACACACACACACACACACACACACACUUCUUGGCUGGUCCAGGAACACUCUUCAUCCCUCACAUCUAAAUAUUGCUGUUUUUUUUUUUUUUGUGUGUUUUUAUCUCAAUUUGUAUCAACCCAGUUUUUCUCAUCACACUCAAUUUCCUGUGCAUUUAAUCUUAUUUUUAACUGAUUCAAUUUUUUUCCAGUCUUCUUCACUUUAAACUCCAUUUCUUUUCAUACUGUCAUAUUUUCACGGUUCAGUAAUCCUCAUACCUUUCUCUUUUUUCCAUUAUUUCAUCACACGAAGGAGAAAAAACAGAAAAAAUGGCAGUUUUGGUCAAUUUGGUUGAUUUCUCGAUUCUUCUUUUCCUUACAAUUCACUUAAUUUUGUUUGUCAGCUUCCUCAUGCUGCUUUUAUUCUGUUCUUUAGUUUAUUAUUCUCUUCCACUGUUCUUCCCUCUUACCUUCCAUAUUUUUGCAAUUCUUUUGUUCAUUGGAGUUGGUGGGGAGUGUGCCUUUUGUAUUGGCUUUUGUAUCUGCACUCAUGUUCCUCUUGUUCUGUUCCAUUUAUCAUCUCCCACUCUUCUUCCCUCUCUUCCACAUUUUCACUAUUCUCCAUCUCUUGUUUGCUUGAGUUGGUGGGGAGAGUAACUUCCUUUUUAGCUUUUUUAUCCACUCCCUCAUGCUCCUCUUGGUCUGUUGCUCAUCUUGUUACACUCUUCCACUGUUCUUCCCACUUAUCCACAUUUCAAACACUCAUGUCAGUUUCCUCCGUUAGUUUUCCAUCCAACACUAAAAUCCUCACAUUGUCUGCCACUCUCAAACACUUUCCAUAUUCAAGUUCUGCAUCAGAUUUCAAACAUUUUCUGACACUGGCUAGGGUUGCUGUGUCCUGUGGCAGCUUGGUGUGUGGUGUAUACAGGGUACCAGGGUGCAGGGUGUAGCCAGGGUGCAGGGUGUAGGGUACAGGGUGUCCAGGAGGCAAGGUUGUAAGGGUGAGUGUGUUAGUUCUUGUGUUGUUACUUUUGUGGUUUGUCUUUUGCUUAAUUUGAGUUGGUUUGUCUUGUUUGUUUUCAUUUUUUUCUCUCUCUUUUCUCUCUCUGUCUAAUUGGUUUAUAAUUAGACAGAGAGAGAUGUUUAAUAUUCAUCAUUUUAAAAUUUAUCUCUUUUCAUUCUUAUUUUUACUUUAUGAAGAGUUAAAAUGAAGUGCUUAGCCUUACUUAGCCUGAUAUAGCCCUGUCCACCCCUGACUGGCCCUGGCUACCCCUGGCGCUAGGAAUAUCAGUGCAGGGCUUUCAGUGUGUGUGGUGUGUGGCAUUGGUGGUGGUGGUGGUGGUGGUGGUGGUCCUGCUCAGCGCUGCCAGACGCCUCACCAUGUCACUCCAUUGCCUAUAUUUGUUUUAUAUGUAUAGAUAACUGAUUAAAAGAAA
Messenger RNA from Scylla paramamosain (green mud crab), 2616 nucleotides. RefSeq names its product SREBP regulating gene protein-like. The record is from RefSeq and is a predicted model, not a curated record. Lineage: Eukaryota; Metazoa; Arthropoda; Malacostraca; Decapoda; Portunidae. Gene Ontology annotation, biological process: positive regulation of SREBP signaling pathway. The coding region runs from base 136 to 765 and encodes 209 amino acids. The transcript has 4 exons.